Messenger RNA from Fusarium odoratissimum NRRL 54006, 2350 nucleotides. RefSeq names its product salicylate hydroxylase. Gene Ontology annotation, molecular function: monooxygenase activity; FAD binding. Bases 126 to 1448 code for a protein of 440 amino acids. Lineage: Eukaryota; Fungi; Ascomycota; Sordariomycetes; Hypocreales; Nectriaceae. The transcript has 2 exons. The record is from RefSeq and is a predicted model, not a curated record. Gene Ontology annotation, biological process: secondary metabolite biosynthetic process.
AAAGGAACAACCGUUAUUGGACUAAAUAUAUAUAUAAGUCUCAACGACUUCUCAAAAUGCCAAGUCUGUAUCUUUAAUAUCAUCCUUUCCAUUGGCCUCACAAAGAUUCAAUUGGCUUGAACAUCAUGGCUACCACCAAGGACUUGCAAAUCGCCAUCAUGGGCGCCGGCAUGGGCGGACUAGGAGCUGCCCUAGCUCUAGCCAAACGAGGUUUCAAGCACAUUGAUGUUUAUGAGACUGCCAGUAGCCUUGGUUUUGUAGGAGCUGGUAUUCAAAUGGCUCCAAACAUGGGGAGAAUCCUUGAUAGGUUAGGGUGCUGGGAUGAUAUUGAGAAGGAAGCUACUUGUGUAGCGGGUAGCAGUAUUCGACAGGGGGCAACUAAUGUUGAGCUGGCUCAUGUUGAUAUGCCCGAUAUCAAGGGAAAAUACGGUUUCUCGCACCUCUGUGGCCAUCGAGCUUCCUUAGCUGGUCAUCUAUACGAAGCUUGCAAGAAAGAGAGCGCCAUUACCUUUCAAUUCGCAACGAGCUUGGUCGAAGUUGAGAGCUUCGCUCCUAAAGUUACCUUCAAGCUCCAGCCCAGAGAUGGGGAGGCAUUCACCCGUGAAGCUGAUAUCCUUCUCGGCGCAGACGGCAUCAAGAGUGUGACUCGAUCUCAGCUCCUCCAACAAGUCAACGCCACGCCUGAAGAGGCCGAAACCGGUCAAGCUGCUUAUCGUAUCAUGCUCAAGCGAGAAGAUAUGGCUCAUGAUCCUGAAUUACUGGCUCUCAUUGAUAGCGACGAGGUUGUAAGAUGGGUGGGGGAGAAGCGACACAUCAUCGCAUACUCAAUCGCCAAUAAAUCCAUUUACAACCUUUCAACUGUCCAGCCAGAUGACAACUUUGCAUCCGCUCCUUCUAUCACAUACACAACCAAGGGAUCUAAGAAAGUUAUGUUGGAAGUGUUUGAGACAUUCUGUCCUCUUGUACAGAAGAUGCUCAACCUGGUCCCUGAAGGAGAAGUCUGCGAGUGGCGACUAAGGAUGUACAAGCCAUUGCCUACAUGGACUCAAGGAUCAGUAGCAUUGUUAGGAGACGCUUGUCAUCCAACGCUCCCCCAUCUUAGCCAAGGAGCUGCAAUGGCUAUUGAGGACGGUUCAACAAUCGCCGAGGUUCUGUCCCUUGCCCCCGACACUCGGCCCGAGACUAUUGCCAAGUGCUUAAAGGUGUAUGAGCAAUCUCGAAAGGAAUGGACCUCGAAUCUGGUCGAAAUGGCAUAUCUGUCUGGUCGAACACUGCAUCUGGGCGAAGGAAAAGCAAAGGAGGAGAGAGAUAGGAUGUUCAAGGAGCACAAGACGAGUGGUUCGGUUCCUGAUAAGUGGACAUCGCCGGAUGUACAAAAGAUGAUUUACACAAAUGAUUGUGUCGCAAAGGUUAGGUCCGAGUUUGAGACAGCCUUUGCCGCAGUAUAGUAUCAUAUCAGUUUUGGCUUGGCAUUCACACCUAGGGACAAAUAUACGUAUUGAGACUGAAUAUUAUGAAAUUAUAAGUCGUACUUUAUCAAGAAAACAAAGAAACACAUAACAUAGAAUCAGAGCUCUAUAGUCAAAUGAUCCCCAACGCCGUGAAACAGGAAACCAUUUCCAUUUGCUGAUGCGCCACGCUGCGCUUCCGAUCCCUCCAUUUGUCUGCAUGUCCGCUAUUGGCGGUGGUAUCGAGUCGCAGUGAAUCGGCAUUUAGAAGAGGCAGUCCAGACAGCAGCAGCACGCCAGACCAGCGAGAAGACCAGUCAUGAUACCGCCACCAGCACCACCGCCUCCUCUCUGAUCAUCUUGGGGAUAGUAGCCCUGAGGGGGAGGCUGUCCGUAGGGGCCUUGUUGAGGAGGAUAGGGACCCUGACCAGCGGGAAAGGGACCUUGUUGCUGGUUGUAGUAGCCCAUCUGAGGAGGACCUUGUUGAUAGUAGCCUUGCUGCUGGCCGCCCUGUUGGAAUUGACCUUGCUGCUGGCCGUAUGGGUCUUGUUGGUAGCCGCCGUAUGUAGGCUGAGGGGCACCUGGGGGAGGACCGUAGGCGGGAGGUUCUUCUUGCUUAAAAGCCAUGGUGUGAUUGUUUGCGACAGAAAAGGAGGUAGUAGAUUUGGGGUAUCGCGCGCAAAGCUAUCGAGAUAUAUGGGCGAAAGAAUUAGCGAUCGCCAAGAGAAAUAAUGAAGAAGUGAAGAUGUGAAUGGAAGAGUGAAAGAGAGAAAGUGGAUGUGAAGGAAUACAAAAGGGAAAAGACAACGGCCUCGGAUAGUGAGGAGAAGUGCCCAAAGCCACUCGUAGUAGAUUGGUUUUUGGCGUUGGUGCCAAAGUCAGUCUCAAGCUCCCUCCCUCCU